AUGCUUACAAAAUCCGUCUCAAGAGCUCCAUUCAGAAGCUUUCGUUUAACAUCGAAAAGAUACACCACUUAUCAGUCUGGCUCUGAAGGUGCCACGGCAUCUUCUGGUCAAUUCGGUCAAAAGGAAAGGGCGAUCGAAAAUCAGUGGGCCCGUUCGCAUGACGCUGAUAAAAUCAAAAUGUUGCGUGAAGCUUUAGCCAAGCAAGAGAAGAAUACAGAGGCUAUCAAGAAAGAUCUUGAAGCUUUGGAGAAAAAACACCAACAAACCAAGUAA
Mycotypha africana is the source of this 273-nucleotide messenger RNA. RefSeq lists its product as uncharacterized. The coding region runs from base 1 to 273 and encodes 90 amino acids. Gene Ontology annotation, cellular component: mitochondrion. Lineage: Eukaryota; Fungi; Mucoromycota; Mucoromycetes; Mucorales; Mycotyphaceae. Gene Ontology annotation, biological process: negative regulation of ATP-dependent activity. The record is from RefSeq and is a predicted model, not a curated record. Gene Ontology annotation, molecular function: ATPase inhibitor activity. The transcript has 2 exons.